GGGCGAGGGCUGCGGAGGGAACCACUUAUCUCCCCUGCCUGUGAUUGGCACCUCAAGCCUCUCUCUGUGCGUAUUUCUUUUUUAUCUCCCUCUCUCUCUCCCCUGGUGAGUCAUGGAGGCUGGUUUGAAUGGCAGCCCCCGAGCUUUAUAACUGGAACCCAGAGCCAAAGACAGAGAAGUUCAUGGUCCAGCAGCAUUCUCCUCAGCAUUACUCUCUGCGCCUUCAGGAAGCCACUUAACGCCCCACCAGAAGUUCCACUGCUCCUUAUUAUGAAGAAAGUCCCCUGUGCGUUGCUGCUUGUGGCCGCUGUUUGGCUUCUGCCGGACUCUGGGAGCGCCGCGGUCAUCACUGGGGCGUGUGAAAAAGAUCAGCAAUGUGGGGGAGGUAUGUGCUGUGCUGUCAGCAUCUGGAUAAGAAGCUUACGCAUGUGUACCCCUCUUGGCAACGAAGGAGAUGACUGCCACCCUUUAAGUCAUAAAAUUCCAUUUUUUGGCAAAAGAAUGCAUCACACAUGUCCGUGCCUUCCAAACCUCGCCUGCGCAAAGUUGGAUGACAACGUAUACAAGUGCUUACCCCUCAUCAAAAACAAAGAUUUUUAUUUUUAGAAGAUGAAGGCCGGUAUAAAAUAGGAAAAUUAAUUGUGUAGGAUACAUUAUUUGUCACAGAGAUUUGUUUAGAAAAUGCUUAGCUGAUGUAAACAAUUCAUUCAGUAUUUAAAUGUAUUAGGCUAUAGUUUUAUAAAUUCUAAAAAAAAAAGAUGAAUGCUUGAACUGCUGAUCUGCAGAACUAGAAUGUUCUUUACUAAACGAAUAAACGUGACACGGCCAUUUUAAAAGGUUAUUUGUUUGCAAUCUGCACAAAUAUUGAUGGUAUUUUAUUGUAAAUGUUUGUGCGUUUUGCAAAGAGUAACAUUAUUAUUGCGUAAUGUGAAAAUGGAAAGCUACAGAGUGAUAUUAAGAUGAAAUGAUUGCUAACGGGCUGUGCUGCUUCAAUUGGAAAUUUCAUGAAUUGUUAGUUAAAUACCUCAGGGUCUCUGAGUGUGGAACAUAUUGUUUCAGCUCCGUGAGCAUAACGUUAGAAUCACAUACUGCUGCUUUAGAGGAACACUACUGCAAAAAAGCAACGUUUUAUAAGGGGAUAUUAAUAACUCUAAAUUGGGAUCCUGACAUUUAAUUACCUGUGCUGUUAAUUGUCCUGUUCUGUUUGUGUCUUUGGAUCAUGAAUACAGAUCGGAGGGACUAUGCACCCUUGUACCCUUUUA
Molecule: messenger RNA, 1262 nt
Organism: Xenopus tropicalis (tropical clawed frog)
Lineage: Eukaryota; Metazoa; Chordata; Amphibia; Anura; Pipidae
Gene: prok2
Product: prokineticin 2
Exons: 3
Coding region: 271-606 (111 amino acids)
Cellular component (GO): extracellular region
Source: RefSeq, a predicted model, not a curated record